ACCACUCCGGCAACCACUCCAGCAACCACUCCGGCAACAACUCUAGCAACAACUCCAGCAACCACUCCAGCAACAAAUCUAGCAACAACUCCGGCAACAACUCCAGCAACAAUUACAACCCAAAUGUCCACAACAAUACCUGCAACCACAGAAAUUCAAGGCAAUACAACUAAUGGAACAAUUUUACUCAAGCUAGGAGCCACUUCCAUGACAUUGGUGAGCGGUGUUUCUGUGGGGAUGAUGCAUACAAUCAACAGCAUCAUGGUAGUACGUCACAAACCGUCUUCCCGUCAUUACGCAAAAGUGAAGUUCAUGAUUGUGGGCAGCUUAUUUUCUUUUUUGUCUUCGUUGUCGACAUUGAUCUUAAUUUGCAUAGACAGACCCCUUGAGGGCAAUCUCAUUGGUCUUGUAAGCACUGUAAUCGUGGUGGUGAUGGGUUUCGCAGAGCUAGUGAUUGCUCUGAUGCAGUUUGGACCCAGCCAUGAACUAAAAGGACCCUGUGACCUUGCUCUCCACAUUUGUUUUUUCUUCCACCACCCAUUCACAAAUGUAUUUCUCUACGUCACCGUAAUCGACUUGAUUGACAAAGGGAGAGGAACCAGGAGAGUUUUCUUUCUCCUGAUUGUUUACACAGUGUUGAUUGCCCUGACUAUAGUUUGUCAUGUUGUGAUCUUUGCAUUUCUGCGGAAGGUAACAGACAAGCCCAAACGUCGUCGGGGUCAUCGAAGAAUAAAGGAGCCUCUCUCUGCAGUCAGAGUGUUUGUUAUAUUCAUCUCAGCAUUCCUCAUGGUUGGCAUCACAGCUCUGUCUGUAGCAAUCAUGGUCGAAAUAUUUUUUAUCCUGAACGACUAAUGCAUGGUGUGGCACCCUUCAGAUUCAUUCACACCACUGGAAAAAAUGUGUAAAGAAAACAACCGGCACAAAUAGAUUCACUUUUGAGAGCAGUAGAAUAAUCUCACAUGGAAAAUGAAGUUGCAGUUCUGUAGCAGUGAUUUAUUUAUCUAUUUAUUUAAUUUACUUCCCUAGCCAUCCUGCUUACUUCAAGUAGGAUUAACUUGACUCCUUGUCCAGUCAGUUCAGGUUAUUUCGAUUUUUUUUAUUAUUGGUCUGAAUGUAGUUAAGAGAAGAGCUAUAUUCUUCUUCAUGAAGAUCAACACAGCAUGCCUUACCUAAAUGGCUCUCUCGUCUUUUCCAUUUAGAAGAGAGGCUAAAAGAAUAGGGUCACUGGAAUCAUGUCAUAUUUAUGCCUCAGGUAAACAAAGUCGUUAAUUACUAAUUACAGUCCCCAGACACUCUGAUCAACGGAUCAAAGUAAACUUCUCAAGGGGCAUUUUUUCUCCCAAGAAUGCCAAAGUUUAAAAGGUUGGAUUUUUUUCAGUUAAGUAUGAGGUACUACUGCAACAAAUGUUGACUUAAUUUAGGACUUUUUGGACAUCUUUACCUGCUGUGCCAAUAAAUGUGGAAGAUGCAGAGCAUCAGAAACAGUCUUGCAUAAGUGCAAUCAAAAGAUCUUUGUGUAUAAAAAGUCCUUUUUUCUCUUUCCUGCUGUUUUAAAGCUUUUCAUAAUUCAAAGGUCAAAAAAGAUAUUUAUUCAUGUCACAGAGCAGGGGUUCCCAAAGUGGGGGUUGGGACCCCCUGGGGGGCCAUGAGACACCCCUUGGGGGUCACGGCAUGAUUUGAUGCUAAUGUGCUAAAAAGAUUUUGUAUUUCUUUAUUUGUGAAACCAAUACCAAAGUAUAACUUGCUGCUCAACGUUCCUCAUUUCAACACAAGGGGAAAGCUGCACUUUUUUUAAAGAGUUCUACUUUAUUCUCAGAAUUUACAACUUUAUUCUCCUAAUAUUUUGACUCUAUUCUCACAUUUAACCAAAAAAACAACAACAACAAAAGGAAAAAGAAUCCCACCCAACAACAAAAUGGUGUCGCUGAUUUUUGGCACUAUUAUUUUAGGGGUCACAUGCUGAAAAGUUUGGGAACGCCUGCCAUGGAGCCUUAAAUAAAAUGCUAAAAUCUCCUCUGUUCGUACUGGAUGCUGUUUCCACAAGAUGCUGUUUUUUUCCCUGUGUGUACGCCAGUAAGUCAGCUCUUAUCAAAGUUUGGAGAGCAGUGGUUUAACCUAGUAAAAUAUUUUAUAUUAGUAUAAUAUUAGUUAUAGUAUAAUGUCAACAGUAAUGGGUGUAACCUUGUGCCAAGCCCAAUCCAAAGGGAUGUUUUCCAUCACUAAGGAAAUGUUUUGAAGGGUGUAAUGAUUCCCUCUUUGUGUAACUAUGUGGUAUGCGUGCACAGAAUACCUCACUAAGUCACUCAUAUAUCUUUAAGAUAAUGCGGAAAGUGUAGCAGUUUUUAAAGUCAGAAGUAGUGAGGAGUAAAGCAGUGGUUAGAUUAAACUGAAGAGCAUGUCAUCUAACAAACUUGUUAACUGUUCACCUCAUAGCUCAGCUUGUCGUUGUGCCUUUAAUCUGAAAACCUUUUUAUUUGCUUUGGUCAAAACGUCUAAAAGUCAGAUCAAUGUAUGUUUUGUUUCUUGUAUGAAAGAUAUUUACUUAAAGCAACAAGCUUCUUGUUUUUUUAUAUUCGCUUUGUAAGAAACCAUUAUCUGUAUGCACGGGCCACGAUCCACUUAAUUAUUAACCUCGGCUAACAAAGAAGGAACCAUUUUAAAGCUUUCUUCAACUUCAUAAUUUCUUUCGGAUUCUGUAGGAGCUUCACGUGUUCAGGCAGAGGGUGGUUGUGUAAUUGAGUUUCCACAGAAACAAGUCAAGCAAAAGUCAAGUCAAACCUCCCAGCACUUCUAUCUUGUGAUUUUAGUUUGUAACUGCUCCCUCAGUGUGUGUGAUCCUUUGUAAAUGAUUGAUCUGCUGCCCUGAAAUAAAGCCUUUACUUCCUGGUUUCAAUACUGAA
Messenger RNA from Fundulus heteroclitus (mummichog), 2900 nucleotides. RefSeq lists its product as uncharacterized. The transcript has 9 exons. The record is from RefSeq and is a predicted model, not a curated record. Lineage: Eukaryota; Metazoa; Chordata; Actinopteri; Cyprinodontiformes; Fundulidae. Bases 124 to 852 code for a protein of 242 amino acids.